Molecule: messenger RNA, 3354 nt
Organism: Hypomesus transpacificus
Lineage: Eukaryota; Metazoa; Chordata; Actinopteri; Osmeriformes; Osmeridae
Gene: nup50
Product: nucleoporin 50
Exons: 8
Coding region: 528-2018 (496 amino acids)
Biological process (GO): protein import into nucleus
Cellular component (GO): nuclear pore
Source: RefSeq, a predicted model, not a curated record
UUAGCUGGCGUUGGGUAGGUUAGCUAGCAUGCUAGCUAGGUAACCAUGCAGUUAGCUUAGUGGAGUCAGUACGUCCUGAUCAUAUGGUCGUGGUGUAAAGUUACACUGCAUUUAGGUUUGGCAGAUCAUUCUGGACGUGGUCUCAUGACUGUCUACCUUGGCUUCGCUAGCUUCACUGGGCAAGUCAUCGUGUGUUUGCUAACUAGCUAGUGGAUUCUACGGUUUCGGUUGAGUGUAGCGUAGCCAACUAGUACGGUAAUUGGCUAGUAAUAAGACAAGUUUAGCGAGCUAGUGCAGCACCACCAUCUUAUAUUUUCCCUGUUAGCUUUCAUUUUUACGCGAUCCCUAACAAUGUAGAGUCUUCUACCUAAUUGAAAUAGGUAACAUGCUAGCUAGCCGGCUAGGAACAAACUGACCACACGUUACCCGGACAGGUGCACCUCUAACCCACUGGUGCCCGGCUACUUUAGUGGUCCUUUCUAGAGGGCAGGCGCCUUAACUUAAGAUAGCUGGGCUUUUGAUCCGCUAUGCAGCAGACCGUAGUUGUAAUGGCAAAGAGGAUCGCUGACAAGGAGCUCACGGACAGGAACUGGGAUCAGGAAGAUGAGGGGGAAGAGGCGGGGACUUUCUCGGUGGCGAGCGAGGACGUGCUGAAGAACAGGCCGAUCAAGAAGGCCAAGCGUCGAACUGCCGGCACAGAGGGUGACGGCGGGGGAUCCUUCAAAGGGUUCAAAGGGUUCUCCCUGGCCCCGACGUCCGCAGCCGGAGGUGGGACCACGGGGUUUUCCGGUUUCGGGAACGGCGCCGGGUUCAAGGGCCUCAGCGGCCUGACUAACGGGAACAGUGCUGCUCCCGGCUUCGGGGGCUUUGCCCCGCCUGCUGCCGGCACGGCCACACCUGGUUUAUUAACAUUCAACGGCCCCGCCUCCACCAAGCCUGCAUCGGGUGACAUCACAGGCAAGCAGACCAACGGCUCCGCCCCCAGCUUGGCUCAGAGCUCAGGCUCCAGCAGCAGCAGCCGCAGCAGCAGCAACAAGGAGUACAGCCGGCAGCUCACAGCGCUCAACUGCUCCGUGCGGGACUGGAUCACCAAGCACGUGAACGACAACCCCUUGUGCGACCUCAACCCCAUCUUCCGGGACUAUGAGCGGCACCUGGCCAGCAUCGAGAAGAAAUACGGGGGAGGUGGAGGAGGAGCAGGGGCGGCCGCCGCAGCAGCAGCGACGGACGGAGGCUCAGAGAGCAAGGCGCCAGGGGAGAAGCAGGGGGGGCUCCUGCCAGCCGGCGCCUUCCCCUCCUCCUCCGGCAGCCCGCUAGCCUCCACGCCGGCCCAAGCUUUGUUCUCCUUUGGCAAGGACAAGCCGGAGAGCGCCACCGCCCCCCCGGAGAAGAGCUCCACCGCCCCCGUCCCCGCCGGCAUCACGUUUAACUUCGGGCAGAAGGUGGACAGCUCGGUGCUGGGGUCCUUGGGGUCCGGCGGGGCUCCCCCCAGCUUCUCCUUCUCCUCCACCACCUCCUCCAGCCCGGGCUCCCUGUUUGGGGCUUCCAGCAGCCUGGCUGCCUCUGCCCCCUUCUCCUUCAGCGGGGCAAAGGUUGAACCCGUCCAACCUACAGAAGACAACGCGGACGAGGAGUCCGACGAGCCGCCCAAGCCCGAAGUCCGCGAGAUCAAAGAGAAGGACGCCUUCUAUUCCAAAAAGUGCAAACUGUUCUACAAGAAGGAGACCGAGUUCAAGGAGAAGGGCGUGGGCACGCUGCACCUCAAACAGGCGUCCGAGGGCAAGACCCAGCUACUGGUGCGAGCCGACACCAACCUGGGAAACAUCCUGCUGAAUAUCAUGGUGCAGGCCUCCAUGCCCUGCUCCAGAAUGGGGAAGAACAACGUGAUGGUGGUGUGCGUGCCCAACCCGCCCGUGGACGACAAGAACGCCAGCAGCCCCGUGCCCAUGCUCAUCAGAGUGAAGACCACAGAGGACGCAGACGAACUGCUCCAAAUCCUCCAGGAGAAGAAGGCCUGAGCCGCCCCGCCUGCCCUGCCCCACCUGCCCCCACCCCGCCCCCAGGACUUCAUCAUCCCCGAGCCCCCACCAUCUCCACCACCCAGGCCAUGGUGUUUCAGCCUCUUCCUCUCUCCUCCUGUCCCCCCUUUCUGCCCCCAAAAUCCUGUGGCCAGGGCACGGCCGGUGAGGCCUCAUAUUUGUACUCAUGGCGGUUUUAUCUUCACACACACUUGUACUAGACUUACACACACACACGCCCAUGGAAAUCAACAGUUUUAUGUGCAUGGAUGUACAGAACAAAUUCAGUUUGUAAGUGAGUUUUUUUUUGUCUUUUUUUUUAUUCAUCAUACUGUGAAGUGGGUCCUGCUUCAAUACGAGGAGUUGUGUGACGCGUAUUUUAAGUAAAAGAAAAAAAUUAAAACGUGAUUCCGGUCACAGAAAAUACAGUUUUGGAAAACACAUUCACUGUUCUGGGCUCGGGAACAUUCCAGACAGUUUGUGUUCUGCUGCUGUUGCUAGUUAGAUGGGAGACGAGCUGAACAAAAUGGUUUUUGGAUGUUUUGGUUCUUUGCGUGCUGUUUUGGAUUAGUAUUGUCAAGGGGGAGAUUUUGCAAGUAUGUGUCAUCGUGUGUUCAGCAUGAAUGUUUUUAUACUGGCCAUGUCUGAUUCUCCUGAAGGAAACAAGACAAAUACAGUAAUGCGCCGUGUUGACGAGAGUUAAAACAGCUUUUCACCUUGUUUUGGCGACAAACCCCUUCAUCCAAGUACAAUAACUAAAUCAAUGUGGAAGCAGUAUACUAAUCAUCCACUCAUUUAGGUUCAACAACUUGAGUGACUUUGGAACAACAGUAGACUAAGAGUCUCCUGUUUAUACUCCCCGUGUGUACUGAAUGUGUUGAGACGUUUUUGCUCUGUAACUAUUUAUUGUUGAAACCAAACUGUGUGCCCUAAUGGGAGUCCUGGAUGUGUACCCGUAGUCUAGAGGAAGUGAACGAACCCCCUUCCAGCCCCCCCCCCCUCCCCAGAAUGGUUUAUAUAUGUACGCUCCUCCUCACAGCACUGCAGAACCCCACAGACGGUGUGCAAGGGAAGUAUGUUUAUCACAAGGCUGUUUCCUACGUGGCAGUUUGUGUGUCUGAACGCAAGUGUCACAUAUAUAUAUAUAGAUAUAUGAUUACUGUUCUUUUUUUCCAAGUGUCCUUUGUAUCGCCUUAGAAACGAUGAGGCAUGCAAUCAUCGGCGCCUAAUACAUUUGUAGUCGUUUGAUUCGGGGAAUAAAUUCAUACAGCAAAUGUGCGUCUAGGCUGGUCACUGGGAGUGCCAGUAGUGUUGAAUAAAAUCAUUUUGAAAAAUG